Messenger RNA from Oppiella nova, 237 nucleotides. Lineage: Eukaryota; Metazoa; Arthropoda; Arachnida; Sarcoptiformes; Oppiidae. The record is from the annotation of a GenBank genome assembly.
CUGGAUAAGACGCUGUACUUUUUCAUAGCCGGCAGGUAUGAGUUCAGCAAUAAAGGCGCCGACAUUUUCAUCGAGUCGUUGGCCCGACUUAACCACUAUUUGAAGUCGACCGGAAGUGAGAUGACUGUAGUGGCGUUCCUCAUAUUCCCGGGCCGUACCAACAACUUCAAUGUGGACUCAUUGAGAGGUCAGGCCAUUGCCAAACAGCUCCGGGACACCAUCGACGACGUCCAGUCA